Messenger RNA from Aedes albopictus (Asian tiger mosquito), 3294 nucleotides. RefSeq lists its product as uncharacterized. The transcript has a single exon. Gene Ontology annotation, molecular function: nucleic acid binding. The coding region runs from base 1 to 3294 and encodes 1097 amino acids. Lineage: Eukaryota; Metazoa; Arthropoda; Insecta; Diptera; Culicidae. The record is from RefSeq and is a predicted model, not a curated record. Gene Ontology annotation, biological process: DNA integration.
AUGGUGCGCGUACCGUUCAAGGAAGACGUUCUGAGAAAAGUAGAUCGCAAUAAACGCACUGCAUAUCAUCGUUUUCGCUUGAUUGAGAACCGACUAGGACGAGACCAGCAGUUAGCCGACGAAUACACGAAGUUUAUGGAUGAGUACGAGGAGUUGGGCCACAUGGAGCGAAUUAAAAACAUGGAAGCAGUGUCUGGACCUGCCUACUAUAUUCCGCAUCAUCCAGUGAUUAAAGAAGAUAGCACCACCACCAAGGUCCGCGUCGUCUUCGAUGCUUCGUGCAAGAGCGCUAGUGGAGUUUCUUUGAACGAUGCCAUGCUGGUUGGUCCCGUCGUUCAGGAGGAUUUGAGGGCAAUCACGAUGAGAUCCCGACUUCAUCCGAUCAUGCUAAUCGCCGACGUUGCCAAAAUGUAUCGGCAAAUCUUGCUGUUUCCCGAAGACCGCCGAUUUCACCUAAUCUUCUGGCGCCGAUCUCAGACAGACCCGAUCCAAACCUUCAGAUUGAAGACUGUAACCUACGGAACCGCUUCAGCACCGUAUCUUGCUACCAGAGUACUGAAACAGAUCGCUCUUGACGAGGGCGCGAAUUAUCCAGCCGCAGCUCAGGCGGCUAUCGAAGAUUUUUACGUUGACGACCUUUUUUCUGGAGCAAACACUGUCGCCGAAGCCAUCGAACUUCGCGAGCAAAUGGAUGCCAUGUUGAAUUCAGCCGGAAUGCAACUCCGAAAAUGGGCGAGCAAUUCUCCGGCAGUACUCGUAAGCAUUCCUCCAGCCAACCGAGCCAUAGAACCGUCGGUGGACUUUGCCAAGGACCAGUCCAUCAAAACUCUGGGCCUGCACUGGGAGCCCGGCUCGGAUCAGUUGAAGUACGUCGUCCCCGAAGCCUCCGUCGUUCUAAACACCGUAGUAACGAAGCGCAGUUCCCUGUCCAGCAUCGCUAAGUUGUUCGACCCACUCGGUCUGGUAGGUCCUGUAGUAGUCGUUGCCAAGGUUUUCAUGCAAGCACUGUGGGGUCUGAAGGACGAGAAUAACAAACCGUACGAUUGGGAUACAGAACUGCCAGACGAAAUGAAACGCCGCUGGACCGAAUACUGCUCCGAACUGCCCCGCUUGAACCAAUUGCGCAUCGAUAGGUUUGUCCUGCUCCCCGAUUCAACCUCUGCUGAGCUCCAUUUCUUUUCGGACGCCUCUUUAACCGCCUAUGGAACGUGUGCAUACAUCCGAUCAUCAAAUGCUUGCGGUACAGUAAAGAUCGCGCUACUGACGUCUCGAUCAAAGGUUGCACCGCUCAAGCAGCAAAGCAUUCCACGUUUAGAGCUGUGUGGUGCACUUUUAGCCGCUGAACUUUACUGUAAGGUCAGCGCUGCGCUGCGUAUAUCUUCCAAGGCGUACUUCUGGGUUGAUUCGACGACCGUUUUAAGCUGGCUCAAGGCAACACCUUCUACGUGGUCCACAUUCGUCGGAAACCGCAUAUCAAAAAUCCAACAGAUGACCGAGAACUGUGAGUGGAACCAUAUCGCCGGCCAUGAGAAUCCUGCUGAUAUAAUUUCGAGAGGAUUGCCAGCGGCGGACCUUAUUCAGUCUCAACAAUGGUGGCAAGGGCCUCCAUGGCUUCAAAACGACAAGGAAACAUGGCCAGUUCAAGUCAGCGAAGGGAUCGAUCAAGAAGCAACAAAGGAAGCUAGGAGGACUGCACUAGCUACAACUUCACCAUUGCCAACAUUCGUUGAAGAAUACGUCGGACGAUUCUCCAACUACCAAAACAUGCUACGGAUCACUGCUUAUUGGCGACGAUAUUUCAGCAACUUGCGCCUACCUAAAACCAAACGAAUUGUCCUCUCGCCACUCUCCACCGCCGAGAUUCGUGGCGCCGAAUUGGCUCUCAUUCGACUGGUACAGAAAGACUCCUUUCCGGUGGAAUUGAAGGCUGUCAGGGCAAAGCAGGCCAUCUCAUCUCACUCCAGACUUCGUUGGUUUCAUCCAAUCAUCGACAAGGACAACAUUCUCCGCAUCGGCGGACGCCUCGAUCGUUCAGUGCAACCUUUCGACUCCCGCCAUCAGAUUUUGCUCCCAGGAUCACACCCAUUCACGGAACUCCUUGUUCGGAGUCAGCAUGAACGUCUUCUUCACGCAGCAGCUCAGCUUCUUACCAAUACCCUUCGGCUGCGAUUUUGGAUUUUAGGAGGCAGAAACGUUUCUCGACGAAUCGUUCACAAAUGCGUCACGUGUUUCCGAGCAAAGCCGAAAGCCAUUCAACAAUUCAUGGCCGAACUUCCAUCGCAACGCGUCACUGCUUCGCGUCCGUUCUCCAUCGUUGGGAUCGACUUUUGGGGGCCGAUCUAUCUCAAGCCACGCCAUCGCCGAGAUGCACCACCGAAGGCAUAUGUUUCCGUAUUCGUGUGCUUCAGCACAAAAGCCGUCCACUUAGAGCUGGUAGUGGACCUCAGUACGGCCAAGUUUCUCCAAGCCUUUCGUCGCUUCGUUUCUCGUCGUGGUCUGUGCUCAGAUGUUUACACCGACAACGGCAAGAAUUUCGUCGGUUCGGCCAAUGAACUGCGGAAACUUUUGCGCGCCGAAGAGUUCCGGCAUGCCAUCGCCAGUGAAUGUGCAAGUUCUGGUAUUCGAUGGCACUUCAAUCCUCCUCAUGGCUCUCAUUUCGGAGGACUCUGGGAAGCGGCAAUCAAGUCGGCGCAAAAACAUUUUGUUAGAGUGUUGGGAGACCGGAAACUAGCUUUCGACGACAUGGAGACGCUUUUGGUCCAAAUUGAAGGGUGUCUGAAUUCUCGCCCGCUAACAAAGCUAUCAGAUGACCCGUCGGAUCUCCAUGCGUUAACUCCUGGCCACUUCCUUGUCGGAACUUCGCUACAGUCGGUCCCAGACGUCGAUUACGAAUCAACUCCAAUGAACCGCCUCCACCAAUGGCAGCAGAUCCAGAAGAUGCUUCAGGACGUCUGGAAACGCUGGCAUGUAGAAUACCUGCAAAUGCUGCAACCCCGCAGUAAAUGGAUCAAACCACCCGUCGAACUGAAAGAGAACCAAGUAGUUGUCAUCGUAGACGAAAAUCAACCACCAAUGCGCUGGCCUUUAGCUCGAAUCCAUGAGCUACAUCCCGGAAGAGACGGUGUCGUCCGCGUCGUUACGCUGCAGACCGGUUCCGGCCGGCUUACCCGCCCCGUAGCCAAGAUUUGUGUACUGCCAGUUCUAGCACCCAAUGAUGAAGAAUCUUCCUCUACCAACGAAACGUCUUCACAAUCUGUGUUGGACACCUUGUCUUCAGCAAGCCGAUCUACGUAG